CAUUAAAAUUUUAUAUAAAAUUUAUAUUUAUAAAUGACAAAUUUAUAUAUGUUGGCAUAUAUGUCCUGGGAUCUCGCUCCGCCGUCCGAAAACGUAGGGACCUCUCAACUAAACUAAACUAAACUAAACUAUCGACGUUGAUGUUCUAAUGUACGUCUCUUUUCCCUCUUUGGCGCGUCAGCCUAGGGUUUCCAAUUUUCAAUUUUUUUUUCGAAUUUCUCCUACCUUGUCGGUAGUAAUCUUCACCAUUUCAGGUCCCGCAAUUUUUUAUCCAUACCAGUUUCCAAUUCAAGCCUAAUUUCUAAAAGGUGCAAUGCCGCCAUUUUUAUCGACAUCGAAGGCGGUGGGUUUUGUAACAUCCCGUAGAAAUGUGAUUAGCCAUUUCUUUAGGCACGGCCAGAACGGAGGACGUUCCGGGAACUUCGAUCAAAUCCGAUGGGUUUCUAGCGUUUCCGGUAUCGAAACGCGGUCGUUUCGCCACUUACUCGGUUCAUGCAAGGAGGAUUCUAAUGUAUCAUUAAACAAUUUUUUCAAUCAUUACAAUCUCCAAAGGAGACGAUUCUUGGGCUGCGGUGACGGCGAAGAAGGCGGCGUUUUAUCAAAAGUUUACGAGGAAAGGAUCGUCAUGGGGUAUUCGCCGGAGCAGUUAUUUGAUGUGGUUGCAGCUGUUGAUUUGUAUAAUGGAUUUGUUCCUUGGUGUCAGCGGUCUGAUAUAAUCAAACGGUAUCCGGAUGGAUCGUUUGAUGCUGAAUUAGAGAUUGGUUUUAAGUUUCUUGUUGAGAGUUAUGUUUCUCAUGUAGAAUUAAGCAAAGCAAAGUUUGUAAAGUCAACUGCAUCAGAAAGUAGCCUUUUCGAUCAUUUGAUAAAUAUUUGGGAAUUCAAUCCUGGACCAGCUCCAGGAACUUGCAGCCUUUACUUUCUUGUGGACUUUAAGUUCCAGUCACCACUUUACCGGCAGGUGGCAUCCAUGUUUUUCAAGGAAGUAGUGUCACGAUUGGUCAGCUCAUUUAGCGAACGUUGCCAAUUGAUAUAUGGCCCUGGGGUUCCAGUCCUUGAAAACACUAACGGAGAAAGGACAUGAAUAUUUGUUCUUGGAAAGGAUGCUCUCACAAUGCCCACUGGGUAGUUUUUGUUUUGUGUACUGUCCGGCCUUAAAAAAUUGCCUUUACCCAUAUUCGAUAUUCGUUUGAUCACCUUCCUUCACCAAUUGAUGUGCCAUUUUAUCAAAGAUCAGUUGAUAUGUCAUUCAAUAAUUUCUCAGCUUUUGCACUUUUUCUUUUAACAGUUUAGCUAUCUCCGUAUUUUAUAAAUUUUCACUUUUAACAUCGCUGCGUCAUUGCAAGGUUGUGGACUUGUCAUCCCGUUUGUUUAGGUGGGCUGGGCCUAUUGUCAUACUAAUAUCUCCCUACUGCGAGUCUUGUACGUUUAAGCUGGUCGAUCAGCAGCGAAAGUCUUGGUGUAAAAAUAAACCAUUAAGAUUAUGAAGCGACAUCCCAAUCAGGCUUUCAUGGUUGCCUCCUACACCAUGUAGCAAUGAACUGGUAAACCGGAAGAUAUAGUUGCAACUUUUAUAUGGUACUCUUCGUUGAAGUAAAUAUAAACCAUUAAGAUUAUGUUCGGUUAUAAGAGAACAUCUUUCAUCGGUUUCAACAUGUGGUCAGUGACGAUGUUCCUUCAGAUGCG
This is a messenger RNA of Durio zibethinus, 1683 nucleotides long. NCBI's taxonomy places the organism in Eukaryota, Viridiplantae, Streptophyta, Magnoliopsida, Malvales, Malvaceae. The record is from RefSeq and is a predicted model, not a curated record.